CGAUAUAACGGAUGAAGACUUUAAGAGGUUGUUUGCCAAAUACGGGGAGCCGGGAGAGGUUUUUAUCAACAAAGGAAAAGGCUUUGGCUUCAUUAAGUUGGAAUCCAGAGCUCUGGCAGAAAUCGCCAAGGCAGAACUGGACGACACCCCCAUGCGGGGCCGGCAGCUCCGUGUUCGCUUUGCCACACACGCCGCCGCGCUGUCAGUGCGUAACCUUUCUCCUUACGUGUCCAACGAGUUACUGGAGGAGGCUUUCUCCCAGUUCGGUCCGGUGGAGAGAGCUGUUGUGAUUGUAGAUGAUCGAGGUAGAUCAACGGGAAAAGGCAUUGUUGAAUUUGCAUCAAAGCCAGCUGCCAGAAAAGCGUUUGAACGGUGUACUGAGGGAGUGUUCUUGUUGACGACCACCCCUAGGCCAGUUAUUGUGGAACCAUUGGAGCAACUGGAUGAUGAAGAUGGUCUUCCAGAAAAGCUUGCUCAGAAGAACCCGAUGUACCAAAAGGAAAGAGAAACUCCUCCCCGUUUUGCUCAGCCUGGCAGUUUUGAGUUUGAGUAUUCCCAGAGAUGGAAAUCUUUAGAUGAAAUGGAAAAACAACAGAGAGAACAAGUGGCAAAAAACAUGAAAGAUGCCAAGGACAAACUUGAGAGUGAGAUGGAAGAUGCUUAUCACGAGCAUCAGGCAAACCUCUUGCGUCAAGACCUUAUGAGGCGUCAGGAGGAACUGAGACGUAUGGAAGAACUCCAUAAUCAGGAAAUGCAGAAACGCAAGGAAAUUCAGCUCAGGCAGGAGGAGGAGCGUCGCAGACGGGAGGAGGAAAUGAUGAUCCGUCAGCGAGAGAUGGAAGAACAGAUGAGAAGGCAGAGGGAAGAGAAUUAUAGUAGAAUGGGUUAUAUGGAUCCCAGGGAGAGAGACAUGAGAAUGGGUGGUGCCACCACAAUGAACAUGGGAGAUCCUUAUGCUUCUGCAGCCCAGAAAUUUCCACCUCUUGGAGGUGGAGGCGGCAUAGGUUAUGAAGCUAAUCCAGGAGUUGGCCAAGCAGCCAUGAGUGGUUCUAUGAUGGGAAGUGACAUGGUGAAGAUGCGAGCUGAGUGAAACUGGCGUGCUCAUCCAUGAGAAUUCAGGAGCUGAGCAUGAGCACAUCCAGCGUGAUGUCCCGUGAUAUGGGAGUGCACCAAGCUACCAAGGGAGCAAGUAAGUAGAUAAUGUCCUUAGGCUGCUGAUCUGUUGAAGCAGCACAUCACCUUGUGAUGUGUUGGCUGGCUCCUGCCUGAAACCUGUCUGAUUAAUCUCAUUUUUAUGCAAAAAUCGUCUAUCUUGGCUCUACAAAAGAAAUAACUGUUGUUUUAGGCUUUUCAGCCAUGCAGCAUCACAUAAAACCGUCUUCUGAACACUGCAGGUGGUCAAGCCAAGAAAUAAUCAUGACUAAGAUUGAGGCUGAAAUGGAAGGGUUGUGAAUGGGAUGCAGUGAUUGUCAGCAAAGGAAAAGCAAUGAAGCUCUCCUUUUUAUUAAUUAAUUGUUAAAGCUGCUGUGUGUUUGAAAUAGUUAAUGAACACUGAACUUAACGUACAAGAACAGGUAGUGGUUUAGGGAAAUAAAGUAACCUGUAGAGCUGGAAUUAAUGACAUUUUCCCUCUAAUUUGCUACUUAAACUACAAGGGGAGCUGCAGAUAUUUUUAAAUCUUGAGUGAAGAGCAACAUGCAAAGUUCUGUAACACAUGA
Messenger RNA from Meleagris gallopavo (turkey), 1718 nucleotides. NCBI's taxonomy places the organism in Eukaryota, Metazoa, Chordata, Aves, Galliformes, Phasianidae. The record is from RefSeq and is a predicted model, not a curated record.